AUGCUGGAAGCAAAAGGUUUUUUUUUUUUUUUUGAAGUAUGUACUGGUGUCAUGGUUUUUACUAGCACCAUAAUUAACAAAGCAUUGCUGAAUUCAUAUAUUCACAGAGCCCUACAUUACAGCGAAAAGGAUUGGGCUCAGAAAAGCGUCAACACCAUGGCCUCUCUCAGCCCUGAUCUGCCUUCCACCAUCGACAGCGCCAUCUCUGGGCGGUACUGGGGCCGUAACAACCAGACGUACUUUUUCAAGGGGUGUAACUACUGGAUUCUAGACAAUGGAGUGGCUUCUGGACCCUCGAACGUUGACGGACCCAAUUCAAUAGAUUUCGAUUUCCCGGGACUUCCGUGUAACAUCGACGCAGCCUUGAACCUCAACGACACGGUCUAUUUCUUCCAGAACAACAACA
This is a messenger RNA of Candidula unifasciata, 406 nucleotides long. NCBI's taxonomy places the organism in Eukaryota, Metazoa, Mollusca, Gastropoda, Stylommatophora, Geomitridae. The record is from the annotation of a GenBank genome assembly.